Messenger RNA from Eimeria tenella, 1872 nucleotides. Its product is annotated as DNA repair helicase, putative. The record is from RefSeq and is a predicted model, not a curated record. NCBI's taxonomy places the organism in Eukaryota, Apicomplexa, Conoidasida, Eucoccidiorida, Eimeriidae. The transcript is spliced from 5 exons. Gene Ontology annotation, cellular component: nucleus. Gene Ontology annotation, molecular function: hydrolase activity, acting on acid anhydrides, in phosphorus-containing anhydrides; DNA helicase activity; ATP binding. The coding region runs from base 1 to 1872 and encodes 623 amino acids. Gene Ontology annotation, biological process: telomeric loop disassembly; regulation of double-strand break repair via homologous recombination; negative regulation of t-circle formation.
AUGGGCCCCUGGACGCUCUCAGCAGCAGCAGCUGCUGCUCUCCGGCGGCAGGCUAGCAGCAGCAACAGCAGCAGCAGCGGCAGCGGCGAAGUGCCAUCUUCUCCGUGCUCCGGUGCUGCUGCUGCUGCCACCGCAGCUCCCACAGCAGCAGCAGCAGCAGCAGCAGCAGCGCCGGAACCUAUCCUUGUGACGUGCCGCAGCACCGGCAGCAGCUGCGCAGCCACAAGGGGCCCCCCGUGGGGCCCCCCAGGGGGGGCGUGGGUGGGGCAACUUGAGGGUAUUAGAAUUUCUUUUCCUUUUGAACCUUAUGCUUCUCAGAAGCAGCUAAUUGCUGCUGCUGCUGCUGCUUGUCUAGAGGGGCAGCACGCGCUGCUGGAGAGCCCCACGGGCACUGGCAAGACCCUCUGUUUGCUGGCAGCAACUCUCGCGGUGCAGCAACAGCAGCAGCUGCUGCUGCAGCAGCAGCUGCUGCGCAGCCCCAACGCCCUCCAAAGAGCUGCAAACAGCCACCUCCCCUGGAUGCACCUGCAGCAGCAGCAGCAGCAGCAGCCUGUGGUGGGGAAGAUCCUGUAUGCUUCAAGAACUCACGGGCAGCUGCAGCACGUAAUGGAAGAGCUGCGAAAGACUUCUUAUGCUGCUUCGGGGGCCCACAACGAGCUGCUGCAGCAGCUGCGGCAGCAGCAGCAGACGCAGCAGCAGCAGCAGAUGCAGCUACAGCAGCACAAACAGGAAAAACGAAAACACUCUUCCGUCGUCGGCUGGAGCGCCUUAGCCCCAACCCCGCCACCUGCUGCUGCUGCUGCACCUGCUGCUGCUGCUGCACCUGCUGCUGCUGCUGCAGUGAAGACCCCGCCAACCGAAGCAGCAGCAGCAGCAGCAGCAGCACCAGCAGCAGCAGGCCGCGUCAAACUAGAACCCGCAGCAGCAGCAAAGCCGGACGAGAAGCCGCCGGGCCCUCUUCCAUCGCCCGCGGCAUCCGCAGCAGCUGCUUCCGCCCCCGCAGCAGCAACAGCAGCAACAGCAGCAGCAGCAGCAGCAGCAGAUCGGCAGCGGGGCCUGCGGGUUUGCGUGCUGGCCUCUAGAGACCAUUUGUGUGUAAAUGAGUCUUUAAGAAACUUCAAGGGGGCGGCCCUCGUCAGGGCCUGCAGGCAAAGAGUCAGGGCCCAGGCCUGCGGCUUUUAUUUGGGAUUAAUUAGACAAAAAGAUUUGCUUCUGGAAAAAGUCUUUUCCUUCCCUGGGGGCGGACUCGACAUUGAAGAGCUGAAAACCCUAGCCACCACUGGGGACUCUCCCUUUUGUCCCUUUUACCUCUCGCGAGAGGCCCAGACGAAGGCGAAUUUGCUGCUGCUGCCUUACAGCUACCUCUUGGCGCCCCAGGCCAGCAGCAGCAGCAGCAGCAGCAGCAGCAGCAGCAGCAGCAGCAGCAGCGGCAGCAAACUCCUCAGUCCUGAGGCCCUCUCAAACGCCCUCGUUGUGAUCGACGAAGCCCACAACAUAGAACGCCAAGUUGCUGCUGCUGUUUGCCAAGAGACUGAAGCAGCAGCAGCAGCAGCAGCAGCAGCAGAAGGAGCAGCAGCAGAAACAGCUGAACUCCCCUCCCUUGCUGCUGUCUACACACUCGCGCAAAGCGUGCAAGCGCUGGACAAGUGGCUGGCAGAGCUGGAGCUGCUGCCUGCAGCAGCUGAGAUCUCCACGCCGCACGUGCUGUUGUCCCUCCCAGAGUUUGCGCCUGCUGCUGCUGCUGCUGCUGCUGCUGGGCAGCAGCGACGGAGACACUUGAAAGCUGAAGUCCAAGAAAACAAAGAGCCGCCAGUCCAGGGCUUUUUUGGCUUUGCAGCCAGAGAGCAGCUAAUCGAAACCCUUGACAGGUAG